Molecule: messenger RNA, 5158 nt
Organism: Peromyscus californicus insignis
Lineage: Eukaryota; Metazoa; Chordata; Mammalia; Rodentia; Cricetidae
Gene: Dhx33
Product: DEAH-box helicase 33
Exons: 12
Coding region: 94-2190 (698 amino acids)
Biological process (GO): positive regulation of transcription by RNA polymerase I
Cellular component (GO): intracellular anatomical structure; nucleolus
Molecular function (GO): RNA binding; ATP binding
Source: RefSeq, a predicted model, not a curated record
GCGAGAAAGGGGCGGUGCGCGCUUGCUGUCCGGAGCGGAGCGGAGCGGAGCGGAGCUGACGGCGUCCGCGCCUCCUGCCGCGGUCCUCCCGACAUGCCGGAGGAGGCGGGCUUCCCGCCGGCCAAGAGAUUCCGGCCGGCCUCCUGCCCUCCCGGGAGGCGAGUGGUGAUGCUGCUGGCGGCUGGCGGCGGCGGCGGAGCAGGAGGAGGCCGGAGGCAGACGCCGCUGCUGGCCCAGCCCUCGGCCAGUCCCUACCGCGAGGCCCUGGAGCUGCAGCGCCGGAAUCUGCCCAUCUUUCGGGCGCGGGGGCAGCUAUUGGCCCAGCUCCGAAACCUGGACAGUGCGGUCCUCAUCGGGGAAACUGGCUCUGGGAAGACAACUCAGAUCCCACAGUACCUCUAUGAGGGGGGAAUUAGCCGCCAGGGCGUCAUUGCUGUGACCCAGCCCCGUCGAGUGGCUGCCAUCUCUCUUGCUACUAGAGUCUCAGAUGAGAAGAGGACUGAACUCGGGAAACUGGUUGGCUAUACUGUGCGCUUUGAGGAUGUCACUUCAGAAGACACCAGGAUCAAGUUCCUGACAGAUGGCAUGCUUCUUCGAGAAGCAAUUUCAGACUCCUUGCUUCGAAAGUACAGCUGUGUCAUUUUGGACGAGGCCCACGAGCGGACUAUCCACACAGAUGUGCUCUUUGGAGUGGUGAAGGCAGCUCAGAAGAGGCGGAAGGGGCUAGGGAAACUGCCUCUCAGAGUGAUUGUGAUGUCAGCUACCAUGGAUGUUGACCUGUUUUCUCAGUAUUUCAAUGGAGCCCCUGUCCUCUACCUUGAAGGUCGGCAGCAUCCGAUCCAGAUUUUCUAUACCAAGCAGCCUCAGCAGGAUUACCUGCAUGCAGCGCUUGUCUCAGUCUUCCAGAUCCACCAGGAAGCCCCCUCUUCCCAGGACAUCCUGGUCUUCCUUACUGGUCAGGAGGAGAUCGAAGCAAUGAGCAAGACCUGCCGAGACAUUGCAAAGCACCUCCCUGACGGCUGCCCUGCAAUGCUCGUCCUUCCUCUGUACGCCUCCCUGCCCUACUCACAGCAGCUUCGAGUCUUCCAAGGGGCCCCAAAGGGCUAUCGCAAAGUGAUCAUUUCAACCAACAUCGCCGAAACCUCCAUAACCAUUACAGGAAUAAAAUAUGUAGUUGACACGGGCAUGGUUAAAGCAAAGAAGUAUAACCCUGACAGUGGUCUUGAGGUACUAGCUGUACAGCGAGUGUCAAAGACACAGGCCUGGCAACGCACAGGGAGGGCUGGCCGAGAAGACAGUGGCAUCUGCUACCGGCUUUACACCGAGGAUGAGUUUGACAAGUUUGAGAAGAUGACGGUGCCAGAGAUCCAGAGGUGUAACCUGGCAAGUGUGAUACUGCAGCUCCUAGCGAUGAAAGUCCCCAAUGUGCUCACCUUUGACUUCAUGUCCAAACCAUCUCCAGAUCACAUUCAGGCGGCCAUUGCCCAACUGGACCUGUUAGGUGCUCUUGAACAUAAGGAUGACCAGCUUACCCUGACUCCAAUUGGAAGAAAGAUGGCAGCAUUUCCUUUAGAGCCCAAAUUUGCCAAAACUAUCCUCCUGUCCUCCAAAUUCCACUGUACGGAAGAGAUUCUGACCAUAGUCUCCCUGCUAUCUGUGGACAGUGUCCUUUACAACCCUCCUGCCCGGAGAGAUGAAGUGCAAAGUGUCCGGAAGAAAUUCAUAUCCAGUGAGGGGGAUCACAUCACCCUGCUCAAUAUCUAUCGGACCUUCAAAAACAUAGGUGGGAAUAAGGACUGGUGCAAAGAGAAUUUUGUCAACAGCAGGAAUAUGCUGCUUGUAGCUGAAGUCAGAGCACAGCUAAGGGAAAUCUGCUUAAAGAUGUCAAUGCCAAUCAUGUCAUCUCGAGGGGACAUGGAGAGUGUCCGUCGCUGCCUCGCUCACAGCCUCUUUAUGAGUACUGCCGAACUCCAGCCAGAUGGCACCUAUGCCACCACGGACACGCACCAGCCAGUGGCCAUCCACCCGUCAUCUGUCCUCUUCCACUGCAAGCCUGCCUGUGUGGUAUACACCGCACUACUCUACACCAACAAAUGCUACAUGCGUGACCUCUGUGUUGUGGAUGCCGAGUGGCUCUACGAAGCCGCCCCUGACUACUUCCGGAGGAAGCUGAGGACUGCCAGAAACUGAUCAGGAGCUUAGAUCACAGUUACUUCCAAGUAGACUCGGAAGCUGGAGAAACCACACACUUCAGUGCAGCCAGACUUGCUGAGUUCAAGAGCUUGAAAGUGUUGAUGAAACUUCUCAACCUCAGCCAUGCAGACAAUGCUCAUACUUAGACCACAAGAAAUGAGAAUUGUGCUUUGGGUUUGACUGGGCGAUUUUGAGGGUCUGAAUUAACUCCUGAGCCUCAGUUUCCUUAUAGGCUAGAGGGGGAUAGGAUUUAGAAGUUUAGAGAAAAUGAAUAGAAAGCUACCCAGAGAUUUGCCUGGCAUAAGAUAAGACAAUCAGUGAAUUGUAAGCCAUUGUGCUUUGUGAUACUAACUAGGUACAACACAGCCCUUUGAGCUCUUGUGACUGGGGGAGGGGGAGUUUCUGGGAGGAGCCAUAGGAAGCUACAGAUCCAAUUGAUUGACCUCAGUGUUUCUCCCCCUUGCCACCUCCUCCCCUCAUGGAACCCAGGGCCUCAUGCAUGCUAUGCAAACACUCUGCCACUGAGCCAAGCCCCAGCCUUCACUACUAUUUUAAUGUCUACCUAUAUGUCUUUUAAAUAGAAAACAGAAGAAACGAACUCCCACAGACAGUGCCAGAGUAAGGUGUAUUCUGAUAGCUCGGGGUGUAGCACAUUCUCUUGUCUGUCUCCAAGCAGAGACCAGCAAGGAGUUCCUUGACUGGUCCUCAGUGCCUCUGUGGUUGCCCGUCCCCAGUGAUGCUUUCAGGAGACAUGCAGGUUUCCUGAAACUGGAAAGCCAGCUUUUCAGUGCAGUGGCCUUCUGAAAAGCCCAGUGGUGAUUUUCCCUUGGACUGUGCACAUGAGGGAGGCUUCACACCCAUUCAGCAUCCUCUGUUCAGGUGGGGCCCAAGUCAGAGCUGCUGGGUGGCAGGGAGGGGACAGAUAGUUGAUGUUUCAGAAGCCAGAGUGUCAGUUUGUCCUUUCACCACCCUCAGUCUUUGUGCUUUGGUCUUGAUGAUUUUCAGUAUCCUCUUUUCUUCUCUGCAGGGACCUGGGGACAGUUAGCUUUGCUACUUCCUAACCAGAUGCUCUCUCAGACCUUCAUUAUCUGCAUUUGUCAGAGGGAAGUAGAGAAGCCUGUCCAUCCUGUACCUGUUUGGAAAAGACUCAUCUUAGUUGAUUGUUAGGAGCAAACAAUCCCUGGUGUGGUGGUUCAUACCUGUAACCUGGCUGAGAGGGGAGGAGUGAGGCUUCUGGGCUAGCCUAGUGGAGGAAGAAAAAAAAAGCACACUUUCCCAGAAAAUGUUUGAACCUAGAAACAGCCAAAUUUAGCCCUUUUAUUGUACUUAGUUGGUCCAGACAUAUCUCUGCUACUAGGUUUUGUCAUUUAUACAAUGAAUUGUGUUGUUUAUAAGCAGAGGGCCAAACUGCCUACAGUGUACCUCAAAGACAGAGGGCAGUUUCUUUUCUCGGGUCCAACAAGCUCUUUCCAGAGGGCCUAGCCUGCCUGGACACUUCCAUUCCAGGGCCUCAUUGGUCCACAGUGUGUAUGUUGAGUCCAGUCUAGGCUUUAUUAUAACCCUAACCAUGAGCAGUCAAGCUUUUAGCCAGUGUUUAGGGUUGUCUGUGUACUCGUGACUUAGUUCUUUGAUAAAAUGGUUACAUUAUCAACUUUAUGAAAAGCUAUCAAGAAAGUCUUUCCUUUUAAAGUUUAUUUUUUCCUAUUUAAACAAAGGGGCUGGGGUGUUUAUUUAGCCUUGCUUGGGAAGAGAAACUUUUGUAUUUUUAAUAGAGCAUUCAUUAUGCUGGUUAAAGAAUACAAGGGGGGCAAUAAUUUCCUCAACAAUGAGCAGUUUCUGUUCCCCAGUAAACGAAGAGGGUGUUUUCUGAGUCAAGGAAAACUUAGCUUCCGUUGAAUGACUCCAGAGCCGGCACUGGAAACGUACCCUGGGUUGACUAGCUGCAGUGAGAGUGCUAGGCACUUACCAGAAAAGGAGUGAAGGGUGGAGUUUCUGAAUAGCUUUAAUGUUUCUGUACAGAAAUGCGUUCAUCACUUUAACAUUGGGGUAGAAUUUUAAUAGAGUAUUUAGUUUUUUAUUGGGCUUUUAAAAAAUAGCUUUUUAACAAAGCUGCUCAGGGAUUAAAUCAGAUGGAAACCCCAUUCUGACUCCACAUAUUACUACAAAGAAGUUAAUAAUUAUCUUGAACCGCAGGGACAGUGCCCUUUAAGCUUUCUUAAGAAUGGAAAAUGUUGCCUGGCAGUGGUGGCACACGCCUUUAAUCCCAGCACUUGGGAGGCAGAGGCAGGUGGACCUCUGUGAGUUCAAGGACGGCCUGGUCUACAAAGCGAGUUCCAGGUCAGCCAGGGCUGUUACUUAGAGAAAUAUAAAAUUUUUCAUGAUUUUACUGCAAUACAACCUGAACUACUUUUCCAGUUGGUAAACUCUCUCCAACCUGAAGAAUCCUAUCUGGACAGAAGAGCCUCAAACAUGACCUUCAACAGCCCUGCAACACCCAGGGCCAGGGUUUUAUUACCAGGUCCCCAGUGAAAACCUUUACACCUCUGUCUGUUGUAAUAGGAUUCCAAAACAGCAAAACAUUUACUGUGACACAAAUCCUUGUACUCCAGCUACCAGGAUCUGUUUGGAACUAUGGCCAUGCAUCUAAGAUGCCAUUCCUUGAGCACAUAAGCUAGACUGUACCUGUGGGGAAAAUUUUUAUAUUGAUUGCUAUAGUGUAGAAAAAAACUAAAGAGCAAAAAUAUCAAGUUGAUUUGGACUUGUGCUGUAUUCUAUCUGAUCUCAGACAUAACAUAAAAACAGUUCUUGUGUGUAAUGCUUAAAUUUGCCUUGGACUAUCAAAUCCAUAAAAAAAAUGAAUCUUGUUUAUGAUCUGUGUGCCCUCUUUUGUUGGGCCUCCUUUCCCUUAUUUAUAGACUGCUGUUUAGAAUAUUAAACAUUAGCCUUAUUGCCAUUCAUUUGGUAA